Messenger RNA from Rhododendron vialii, 3531 nucleotides. RefSeq lists its product as uncharacterized. Gene Ontology annotation, molecular function: RNA-DNA hybrid ribonuclease activity; nucleic acid binding. Bases 181 to 3291 code for a protein of 1036 amino acids. NCBI's taxonomy places the organism in Eukaryota, Viridiplantae, Streptophyta, Magnoliopsida, Ericales, Ericaceae. The record is from RefSeq and is a predicted model, not a curated record. The transcript has 7 exons.
UCUUUGGAACUACUUGUUUGUAUCCAUACCCAUACGUCUUAGAUACAAAGUUAUGUAAUUACGUUGUAUUUUUCUAAGCAUUCUCGCUUUCUCUCUCAGGUUCUGAAAUUGCUCAAGUGUUCAUUAGCGUCAAGGACACCUUUUUCUGACUUCAUAUUAGAACCUCCCUUCAGUAAGCCAAUGCCCAUGGUUAAUCAUGGACAGUAUGGACCGAGGAUGACAAAUCUAUCUCAAAGAGAUGCAGACACCAGAAACGAGGAUGAAAAGAUAAACUUGAAGCUUAUCAUAAACAGAUCGAACAAUAGGGCGCUGUACGCAGAAGUUGAAGAGAAUUUUGUUGAUCUCCUAUGCAGUUUCCUCUCAUUCCCAAUCGGUUACAUCUUUAAAGAAUUUCCAUAUUUGUCCUUCAAGGGAUGCAUGGGCAAUUUAUACAAGAGUGUCCAAGAUUUUGAUGUCAACAAGUUCUUCAAAUCAGAGGAGAUGAAGGCAAUUCUACUCAAUCCAAAACUAGCCCCUGGUUCCUCUUAUGGCAACAAACUAAUUGGUAUUGAAAAAGCUGUAAACCUGUCACGUGAGACUCUUUCUUCCCUGGUCAAGAACGAAUGCCGUAGUAAAAGUUUAGAGUCCCCUCUGCAGGAAGUUAAAAUUGGUGGCGGACUAGUGAAAGGACCGUCUAUGUUCAUGGUGACGGAUAGUUUAUCAAUAGCACCUUUAUCUCCAAUCUCAGGCAUAUUUCUUAUCAACAGAUUAAAGGUACCUCUCAGCGACAUUCAGAAAUUGGAGGUGAAUAUGGGUAAGGAGGAGUAUGAACAAGCAUCGAGUCAGAUGGUUAAUCGGGACAAAUCCUCUUUCUUCUUUAGCCCGAACAUGCCUCACAUUGUCAAGAUUGAGAUUGCAAAUGUGAUGAAUAUCAGACUCGAGACUGGAGGGAGCAAAUAUUUGGGGCUACCGUCAAUCAUUGGAAAAUCCAAGAGGGCUGUAUUCUCAUAUGUUACGGAUUGCGUGGGCACAAAGUUAAAGGGCUGGUCGGAGGCAAGACUUAAUAAUGCGGGUAGGGAAGUUCUUAAAUCAGUGGUAAUGACCAUGCCCAACUAUGUUAUGCAGUGUUUCCUCCUACCGAAAGGGCUUUGCCGGCAACUGUGUAAAUCCAUGAGCAGAUUUUGGUGGGGCAGCAAGAAGGGGGAGAGAAAACUUCACUUGGUGAGAGAAUUUUUCGGCCCUAUAGAUGCCCAAUAUAUUUUGGCUAUCCGAGUCAGUCAACAAGGAAUUCCAGACAAGGGGGUAUGGCAUUACAUUGAUGAUGGCAAAUUUACGGUCCGGUCAGCAUACCAUGUAGCAAAAUCCCUUCUAUUUCCUAAGAAAUCCACUGUGAAGGGGGGACCGAGUUCGGGAGGAUUGGAUCGAGUGAAUUGGAAGGCCAUUUGGAAGCUUCAGAUCCCGAAUAAGGAUGGCAAUGGUGGUGUGGGUUUUGUGGCUCGGAAUAGAGAUGCAAUAUUGGUGGGAGCAGCAAUGGAAAUAUUUAAGGGUCCUCUCUCUCCUCGUGUAAUUGAAGCUUUAGGAUUCCGGUUCGGUCUUACUACUGCUUUACGUUGGGAUUAUUCUCGAAUUAUCGUUGAGGGGGAUGCACUUCAGAUUGUUCAAGCUCUCAAUGGCUAUCGAUCCUUCGUUGACUGUGAUACCAUUAUUUUAGAUUGUCUCCAAAUUGCUUUGAAUUUUUCCUCAUGUCUCUUUUCUCAUGUGAAACGUGGUUGUAAUAGGGUAGCACACUUUGUGGCUAGGAAAUCCCUAUCGGGUAAUGGAUCACUUAAGUUUUUAUUGAAAAUCAUGGAGAGCGAUGCUUCUCAAACUAUGAGUUUGAAGAUCCUUGUGGAGAAAGAGAAAAAUCAAAUUGUUUUUGUGGAGGCAAACAAGGAUUUUGUGGAUGUUCUAUUCAGCUUCCUUACAAUACCUAUUGGAACAAUUGUCAGACUCACUCGUGAGCACUUUUUGAAGGAGAAGAUUGGCUGUUUAAACAACUUAUAUGAAAGUUUGGAAAAGUUUGAUGAAAACUUUCUAUCCAGUGAGCACAAAGGGAUACUUCUUCAUCCGCGAUGUGCAACUGAUGUCUACUGUAGGGACCUAAAGGUAAAUUUGGUUGAAUGUAACAAAAGCAAGUAUUAUGCGUGUCGCGAUGCAUAUUGUAGUUUUGUGAGCUAUUACCAAAAUGAUUCUUGCCUGUGCGGAGAAGCCUUAGUCUUCGAGGUAAAUCUAUUAGACCCAGGUCCCGAAGGUGGAAGUGGAUUUAUAAAACCAACGGUGCGUUUCAUGGUAACCGAUGACUUUAAAGUGUUGCCUAUGUCUACCAUGGCUGGCUUGUCUCUGCUUAGCAAUUUUGGAGCAUUAGAUGGGAGCAAAAUCGAAGAGAGAAUGCUGAACGUAGGAAAGGAUGAGGUUCUGAAAUUGCUCAAGUGUUCAUUAGCAUCAAGAACGCCUUUUUCUGACUCUAUUUUGAAACCUCGCUUCAGUAAGACAAAGCCCAUUAAGUAUGGACCGAGGAGGAUGAAUCUAUCUCAAAGAGACGUGGACACAAGAAAUAAGGAAGAAAAGAUAAACUUGAAGCUUAUCAUAAACAGAUCGAACAAUAGGGCACUGUAUGCAGAAGUUGAAGAGAAUUUUGUGAAUCUCCUAGCCAGUUUCCUCUCAUUUCCAAUCGGUUAUAUUUUUAAGGAAUUUCCAUAUUUGUCCUUCAUGGGAUGCCUGGGCAAUUUAUACAAGAGUGUCCAAGAUUUUGAUGUCAACAAGUUCUACAAAUCAGAGGAGAUGAAGGCAAUUCUACUCGAUCCAAAACUUGCCCCUGGCACCUCUUAUAGCAACAAACUAAUUGGUAUUGAAGAAGCUGCAAACCUGUCAUGUUCGACUCUUUCUUCCCUAUUCGAAAUAGAAUGCAUUGGUUUGAGUUCAGAGUCCCCCCUGCGGGGAGUUAAAAUUGGUGGCGGACUAGUGAAAGGACCGUCUAUGUUCAUGGUGACGGAUAGUUUAUGGAUAGCACAUUUAUCUCCGAUCUCAGGCAUAUCUCUUAUCAACAGAUUAAAGGUACCUCUCAGUGACAUUCAGGAAUUGGAGGUGAAUAUGGGUGAGGAGGAGACUUUGCAUCUCUUGGUGGCUUCGUUGGUGUCGAGAUCUGCAUUGACUGAUGCUUUUGUGCGUAAGGAGACGAAGCAAGAAACCUCAGGUAAAACAGCGUUGUCUGAUUGUCUCUAUGCCAGCAGAGAGGAAGAAACUCUGGUGUUUGCCUAUAAGCCUAUGUUCUAGUGCAACAAUGCAAACUUGCUUUAUUAGCAUUGAUAUUCUAAUCCGCAGCUGAUGUAAGACCUAUUUGUAUUCUUUGCUUUCCUUUUUUAUUGUUUUUUUGGUUUUGUGAGACCCUUUUGUGUGGUUUUGUCUAAUUUGGAGAGACUAUUGUGUGGCAAUGGUGUUAGGGUAUGGUCUGAAUUUCUGAUUGGGCAUCAUGCCCGCAUGCCACUAAGCAGCAAAUAGGGUUCCUUCUUUAAA